This is a messenger RNA of Psylliodes chrysocephalus, 1555 nucleotides long. The record is from the annotation of a GenBank genome assembly. Lineage: Eukaryota; Metazoa; Arthropoda; Insecta; Coleoptera; Chrysomelidae.
CGAAAUGAGUAUCUACCAAGUACCAACCAUGGUACCAACCUAUGGUACCAACGUCAAAUUGACUUGACUGUCAAAAGUCAAAAUGCUGGUGGUGUGAAAUAUGAAAUAAACAUUCCACAUGGAAAUUGGAAAUAUUAAAUGUUUAUUUUAAUAAUUGCUAUUUGAAUUAAAAAAUGACACAGAAACAUACAUUUGCUGAUUUAGAGCUGAACAAAUGGAUUAUUCGACAGUGUGCAACUGUAGGAGUAAAAUUACCUACACCAAUUCAACAUAAUUGUAUUCCUGAAAUAUUGAAAGGCAAAGAUUGUAUUGGUGCUGCCAAGACAGGCAGUGGUAAGACCUUAGCCUUUGCUUUACCAAUCGUACAGAAACUAUGUGAGGAUCCUUAUGGAAUUUUUGCUUUAAUUCUAACACCUACCAGGGAAUUGGCUUAUCAAAUAGCAGAUCAAUUUGCAGUUAUUGGUAAACCUAUGAAUCUUAGGCAUUGUGUAGUAGUAGGAGGUAUUGAUAUGGUUGAACAAGGAAUACAAUUAACAAAACGCCCUCAUAUAGUAGUAGCCACUCCUGGUCGCUUAGCAGACCACUUAGAGAGUUGUAAAACAUUUUCACUUUCAAAGAUAAAAUUUCUAGUUCUUGAUGAAGCUGAUAGGCUUCUAAGUGGACAAUUUGAUGAACAAAUUAAAACGAUUUUUAAAAACUUACCUAAAGAACGCCAAAAUUUAUUUUUUUCUGCUACAAUUACAGAUACAUUAGAAAAAUUAAAAGAAGUUAGUAAUAAAGAUUUUUUUUACUAUGAAGCCCCUUCCAUAUCUGAUGCUGUAACUGUAGAACAACUUGAACAACUGUAUGUUUUGUGUCCCAGAGAUGUUAAAGAUGCGUAUCUUGCUCAGGUCAUCAGAGAUUUUCGAAGUAUAAAUGAGGAUGGAAAUGUUAUGAUUUUUACAAAUACAUGCAAAAACUGCCAGGUACUGUCUAUGACAUUGAAUGAUGUAGGAUUUGAAAAUGUAGCCCUCCAUGCUAUGAUACCUCAGAAGCAAAGGCUAGCAGCUCUAUCAAGAUUUAAAAGCAACACAGUAAAAAUGCUGAUAGCAACGGAUGUUGCUAGUCGAGGUCUUGAUAUACCAACUGUUCAGUUAGUAUUAAAUCAUACUGUUCCAAAAGUUCCCAAAGAGUAUAUUCAUAGAGUUGGUAGAACUGCCAGAGCAGGAAGACCAGGCAAAGCUAUUACUUUGGUAACUCCAUAUGAUAUCAAGUUGUUACAAGCUAUUGAAGAACAUAUUAAGACAAAAUUGGUUGAAUUGAAAGUUGAUGAUUCUGAAGUAGGAAAAAUCUUUACCCAAGUAUCUGUAACGAAAAGUGAAGCAUAUCUUAAAUUGGACGAGGGUGAUUUUUAUGAAAAACGUUUAAUAAAUAAACGGAAAAAGUGGAUUUUAGAUGGUUUAGACCCUGAUGAAGAAGAAGCUAAGUUAUUAAAGAAGAAUAAGAGGAAAAAGCAUAAGAAAAAGAGUGAAACAAAAUAAUCUGUUUUGUAAAUAAUAAAACCUAAAAGUUUGUA